Molecule: messenger RNA, 717 nt
Organism: Symbiodinium natans
Lineage: Eukaryota; Dinophyceae; Suessiales; Symbiodiniaceae
Source: the annotation of a GenBank genome assembly
AUGCUCGAUGAAACCUUGGCAUAUCUGGAGACUCGGGGGGCCUCAUCUUCCGAGACCUUCUCCUACGAGGUCAUCGUCGUGGAUGAUGGCAGCAGCGACAAUACCUAUGCCGCAGCGCUCUCAGCUAGCAAGGAUGCCUCGCUUCGCCAUGGCGAAGUCCGAGUCAUUCAGCUCGUGGCCAACCGCGGCAAGGGCUUUGCCGUGCGUGCCGGCAUGCUGGUGGCACGAGGGCAGAUGCUGCUCAUGGUCGAUGCCGAUGGCGCCACGUCUAUCCGUGACCUGGAGCGCCUGGAACGGGCCCUCGGCCCUCGGGACACCGCUCCCCACAUAGCCAUCGGAUCCAGGCACCACCUUCGCCAGGAGGCCCUCACCAAAAGGGCUUGGUAUCGUAACAUUCUGAUGGUGGGCUUCCACUUUGCAGUGUGGCUGGUGGUGGGUGGCGCCAUCAACGACACCCAGUGCGGCUUCAAGCUCUUCAAAGCAAACGCUGCGAAGCGGAUCUUUGCAUCGCUGCACAUCUACCGGUGGGCCUUCGACAUCGAGGUGCUGAUUUUGUCGCAGCUCUUCGGCCACGGCGUUGCCGAGGUACCCGUGACGUGGGUGGAAAUGCCGGGCUCGAAGCUGAACUUGCUGACCGGCGCCCUCACGAUGUUGAGGGACAUGGUCUUGGUGCGGGUGCUCUACGCUUGCGGCGUUUGGCAGCCCUCGGUGGCUUGA